Fusarium tjaetaba is the source of this 3186-nucleotide messenger RNA. RefSeq lists its product as uncharacterized. The record is from RefSeq and is a predicted model, not a curated record. Gene Ontology annotation, molecular function: protein binding. The transcript is spliced from 7 exons. Lineage: Eukaryota; Fungi; Ascomycota; Sordariomycetes; Hypocreales; Nectriaceae. Bases 1 to 3186 code for a protein of 1061 amino acids.
AUGCACGAGUUCUGUGUUCUCUGUGGAGUCAUCCUUGUGCCAUGCCCAUCCUCGCUACCAGGUAACCCUCCUAAGCGACUCGAUUGGAAGCAAGAAAUCCGCGCAGUCACGUCUCACGGAGGAUUGUCAACAGUCACCCUCACCGGUGUCGGCUAUUCCGAUGGAAGUGCUCUUUUGGCUAGCAGCGACCAUGAUACAUCUUAUAUGAGUCCGGAACAUCAAUUGGCAUGGCACUACUUGAACUAUUCACCAACGACUAGGAUAUGGACAUUUGCCUUUCACGAAGCCUGCUGGCAGCUGUUACAACAAAAGGUUUCCUUGUCCAAAUAUAGCCAGGCUGAGCCGCAACGUAUCGCAGAACUUUUAUUCCGCCUGCUCAACUGUCUACCAUAUGACCGCUUCAAAGUUCCCUGUCCGAGCCAUGACUUUGGUGGUGCCCUCAAAUUCUGGAAGUCACCGUUGAGUCUGCCUGAGUCCCGGAACUUUAUCCUGGCCGAUCCUACCACGCUCGCUCUUGGGUCUGUAACCCAGACAACCAAAGAUGUUUCCGAACUGCUUCAUACCACAUCUGACUUUCAGGUUUCUGAGGAUAUAUUCGCAAGGCUGUCGCCUGAAAUUGUGCAUUUGGUAAUCACCAUGGUGGAUUCAACAGACCUUUGCAACUUGCGACUUUCAUCAAAGUUUGUAUCGAGGAUGACUAGCCCCGACCACCUUCCGCAGUGUUUCUGGAAAAGCCGCUUUUCAGCUGACAGAGAGAUGGGCUUCUUUCCGUUCGAUCACGAGCUUUACCUACAGUCAAACUCCAAGCUCAAUUGGCGAAGGCUUUACUUUGACUUGAAGUGUAAUCUACGCGACGAAUCGGAAACUGGCCACAUGCGCAACCGCCGCCGAAUUUGGCUAUGCCUCGAUGUUGUGGCAAGGUCGUUGAUGCCACUUCUUGACCAGGAUUUGUGUCUUCAAGACCGCCAAAGCGUGGAGCAGGAUGUGAUUUCACAACGAUACGAGCUUGGGCAAUUUGUGCGGACCCCGAUAAUAGAAGAUGCUCAUAAUGAUCUUCCCAGUGAGAUGGGUGCACGAUCUUUUGGAUUUCAAUACAUCAUCUUGCGACCACAAAACGCGGACAUCGGCUCAAGGAUAUCCCUGUCACGCAUCUUGUUUGAUGGGGAUUAUUACAUUUCUGGUAUCAGGCUCUUCGAGCCUAGCGAAACCAACAGUUUUAAAGAGGUUUCUAGUGUUGGUUACAUCAUACCUCAGACAGAAAUUCAUGUACCUCUCGGCCCCAACCAUCGCAUGACCGGGCUGCGGGUCGCUGCCUCUGCAAGCGGUAUAGUUGGUCUUAGUUUUCGCAUCGACAACGGGACUGGUGCUAUUGCUUGGAAAAGUGUAGGCACUGUUACUGAUCCUCCUGACGGUGUUGGUGUCGCGAUUUUGGAGCCAAAAAUUGAUUCCCAGUUGUGUGGAGCAGUAAUCGGAUUCGAUGUCCUUGAAGAAGGCAUCCAAGGCACAGACAUGCAAGUUGCUGCAACGAAAGUGCCAGGUUCGCUGUCUGGGCUCUGGCAUCCCAACGAGCCAGACGCCUCCGUGUCUGGAGUCAUUCAUCCCUCUACACCCAAAGAUCAGCAGACAGUCGCCCCGCCAUACUUUUUAAAUAUGGACUUUGGGGGCCCCGGGGGAGCCUUUAUUUCGCGUCUCAGUCGAAUCACUGCUUUACACGAUGACCAGCACGGAUCCUUCAGAGGGUUUACCUUUUCCUAUAUAGAUGGUCGUACCAAGAGUUACGGUACGAGGAUGGUCAUAAGUACUGCAGGCGAUCGGUCUGCUUGUAUUGAGCAAUCGUUUUCUAUAGAUGGACCAGGGGGCGAGAGAAUUGUUUCACUGGAAGUCGCGCCGGACUCGUCCUCAGAGACUGAGAACAUCAGUGUCAUCAAGCUAAUGACCAGCUAUGACCGGACUUUGGAAUUCCGAAGGACGUGUUUAUCCUCAGUCGACGAAGUCGCGCAUUCAUUGCAAACAAUUAUCCCGCCUGUCGGGAUGCCCAUUUCCGCAAUACUUGCCAGAGUUCAGGUACCCCUCACAACUACCAGCGCGGAACACAGUAAUCUGCAUAGUUUCCAAAUGGAUGAAGGUACUGUGGAAAAGGCACCUAGUUCUCUUCGGCGCUCUGAGGGCUGCUUUACCUCAGUCAUGCUAUUCGGAGUACGGCGCAUAGGUGUGUCAAAAGGUCUACCAGGUCGAACACGGGAGUCUGAUCACGUUGCCGGACUCUGCUUCGAGUUCUGGGGCUCAUCACAUCCUGUUUACGUUGGCCAGUGGUAUUGUGAAAUUGGCUACCUUUCUCUGAAUAAAGGCGAAAGGAUAUGCCAAUUCACCUUCUGGCAAGAGCAAGGAUCUUUGCCUGGUAACACUUCCAGAGAGAAUGCAGGGAGAAUCACUGGAAUCAAGAUCAAUAAAACAGGGCUUGGACAGAGGGACAUGGAGAUUGUCCUUGGCGACAAACAAGAGAUGCUCCCGUACUCGUUUACAGAGAAUCCCUACGAGCGACUGAUGGGCCUAGCCUGGAUUUUCAAUCGCGAGUGCGAUUACACUUCUGUUCUCACAGAACCGUCAGAGCACUUCCCUGAGACUUCUCUGACUUUGAACAGCAUGAUGCACAUGUGGCCAAACAGUCGCGCUCCAGACAAACUGACUUGGCAGGUCGAGGACGAACAAGGCAACUUAUGCACAGUCUCGCGAAUUCAUGCUGUCUUUUGCCCCAGCUCUGGAAAGCUCUCUGGCUUCAUCUUCGACUACGGUGCCGGCCAGAUAUCCAGGACUGCAGGAUCCGCAUAUGGUGUCAAAGCUUCUUUCAGUGUUGACUGCGGUGAAUGGAUAACCUGCAUGGAUGUACAACUUUGGAAAGAGAAAAGUGAAGUAGUGUUCUAUACAAGCACCGGCAGAGUAAACUCCCUGUCACCUUCAGGUCUGUCCGACCAACCACGUCAGAAGGACCCAGCAGAUUACCAAGUCUUCGAUUUCAACCAUCUUGAAAGUAGCAGGACAGUUUCACGGGAAAGCUUGGGCGAGAGUUCGGAGUUUAGUGAUGAGUGCGUUGGCAUAUGGGUGACGAUGAAAUGGUGGCCUCAAUAUGCAAACGUCGUCGAAGCCGCUGGCCCUAUCACUGUUUCAGAAGACGAGGGUCGACAGUAA